GCGGGUACCAACACAUACAUGUACUACCGUACUUGGUCGACAUGGUUAAACUUAACUAGACUGCACUGACACGCAGUAGACUCGUUGCAAAAUGGAAGAGCUCAAUAGAUUUUACUGUGCGGUUUUCGCUCUUUUUAUAAUAUUCCUUACUUCUGAAAAUAAAUUUGUCACCGGAUACUCAGAUUUUGAGUAUGACUAUGUGACCUGUGGAUCGAUCGUCAAACUCCUCAACACAAGACACAAUGUGAGGCUACACUCCCAUGACAUACGAUAUGGGUCAGGCAGUGGGCAACAGUCGGUGACAGGAGUUGAAGCAGCUGCAGACAAAAAUAGUUAUUGGCAGGUCAGAGGUCAACAGACUGAGCCUUGCACCAGAGGUACACCGGUGAAGUGUGGCAGUACAAUCCGGCUGAUGCACGUCGACACCAGAAAGAACCUCCACAGUCACCAUUUCUCCUCGCCGCUCUCGCACAACCAGGAGGUCAGUGGCUUUGGCGAGGAUGGGGUUGGAGAUGACGGUGACAACUGGGUAGUCACCUGCUCAUCAACCCACUGGAAAAGGAACGAACCUGUCAGAUUCAAGCAUGUCGUUACCAACAGCUACCUGACUGUGUCUGGUGACGUGUACGGCCGGCCCAUCCACGGCCAGCGGGAGAUCUGCACAGUGCCCAACGCCAACCAGUCCAACCAGUGGAAGGCCAUGGAGGGCGUUUACAUCAAACCGACGGAGACCAACGGGCGUGACUGACUAGACGGGGAGAAAGAACUCCACGACGAGUUAUGAUGAUUGUCAAAAUUAAUUUGGGGAAGGCAUUUCCAUGGAAAGUUAGCUGUUGAAAAAUGGGAUCUUGGUGUGUGUCUGUAAACAAAAUAAUUGAUUAACAUAUCAAAGCGUACAUAUCUCCACUGUUUACAAAGUUGGUUCUUUUGCUUCACAUUCUGUGUAGCACUAGUAUGUUCAUUGCAAUGGAGUGCAAACUUUCCAUGGAAUUGUCACACUGGGAUUAUCUUAGAAUUUAAUUUCUAGUUUCUCACUCCACAAUCUGGAACACAAGAGAUUAGGGCAUUUAUGUUUCAAAAAUUUGUUGCAAAACCAGGUUGACAUUGUUUGAAUAUUAUACAGAGCCUCCAAGUAUACAACUUGACAAUGCAUAGCUUGUUGCAUAAAUAUGAGCGAGUUAGUCAUCAAAACUGAUGCAGAUUUUGAUGGUAAAGUAAUGUUUACACGCUAUUGUUUGUGAUUUUUUUUUCUGUACUGUGAUACGGGAGUCGCUCAAAGCCUUAAGAUUGGUUGUUCAACAGAGCCAUUGCAUAUGUGUUUUCACUUAUGUACAAAGGACAUUGAAGAGGGGGUUGUUUAUUGCCUGGCAAGGGCAGGUGCGUGUACAUGCAACAGUAUCUGACUAUGCUCUCCAGUGUCAUUACAUUGCACACGUUGUUGAAAGUUCAGAAUACACACUGCACACUACUAUUUUACUAUUACAUGUUACUGUUUCAUAGUGGCAAAAUUGGGCUAGCUACUGUUGUCAAAAAAAGGAAUCGUUUCCCAGAUCAAAAUGUUACAUGUAAUUGUAUCCGUGGCCUGUUCAUAUUUGAAUUGGUAGGUAUCAUCUGAAUAUUUUUCUUCUUUUUUUUUUCUUUAUAUUUGAUAAGCACUCAGUAUCAUUAUUAUUAAAACAGAUUUUUGUUUUGUUUUUGACAAUCUAACGGUAACAUAUGCUCCCAUAAGAUCAUUGUACGCUUACUCUUUUUGCCAAACUUCUGUCUGUCAGUAGACUCCAGAGUUCUAAAUAUUAUCUUGACUUUUGACUUGACUUUUGCACCUGUAAAGUUGAGGGUAAAAUAACACAGAAAUUUGUAGCUGACAUCAAUGUUAACUUCUCAGAAUGCCAAACAUGUGUUUUCUUUCUUUCCUUUUUAACACCUGUUGUUUUCACUUUUAUUUUUCACCUUUGGUGGCUCUGCUGAGUUUUGCAUUUGUGAGUUUUGUUUCUGUAGUGUAAACUCCAAAGUAAAUUGUUUUUCCAGUUUUUAAAACAAAAGGGGAAAUAGAUGUGUUACCUUUGUUGAAA
Acanthaster planci (crown-of-thorns starfish) is the source of this 2072-nucleotide messenger RNA. Its product is annotated as stromal cell-derived factor 2-like. NCBI's taxonomy places the organism in Eukaryota, Metazoa, Echinodermata, Asteroidea, Valvatida, Acanthasteridae. The record is from RefSeq and is a predicted model, not a curated record.